Messenger RNA from Teleopsis dalmanni, 412 nucleotides. RefSeq lists its product as uncharacterized. The record is from RefSeq and is a predicted model, not a curated record. The transcript is spliced from 2 exons. Bases 1 to 333 code for a protein of 110 amino acids. Lineage: Eukaryota; Metazoa; Arthropoda; Insecta; Diptera; Diopsidae.
AUGGCGUUAUUUGAAAUAAAGUGGUUACGGCGUUUGAUAAGGCACAAAACCAGUCCAAUACCCGCUGAAAAUGCAGCAUUAUGGAAACGUCGGCUAAGCAUUGGUUAUGCGCUUUUAGCUUGGCAAGCAUUUGGUCUUGUUUUGUAUAUGGUAUAUUCGGGACGCAAUGACUGGCCUAAAUACUACGGUUUGAAAACGGACGAAGAAAUAGAAUUGACUCCUGCCCAAGAGUUUUCAAAGAAAUUAAAUGUAACUAAAGGAAAAAUUAUACGAUAUUCUGGUUUUUCACGUGUCGGCGAAGAAGAUUUUGAUAAUGCUGAUAGAAAAAAUUGAUGAAUAAAAUUACAAUAAAAUGUUAUUAUAUAGGUAUAUAAAUAUAGUCAUAUUGUAAAUAUUUAAAUAAAGACUAAAA